GGGUUGGCCGGUCGAAGUAUUAAACAGAUGGCGCCAUCAUAGCUUGCCCUGUCAAUCCCUAGAAUUGUGUCAAAUUCUUGUUUUUUUUUUGGAAUUUUGUGACCUGGAUUCCAGUACUUUAAGCCAAAUCUCAUAGAACAAAACUAGAGACAGGGGCAAGCUAUGAUGGCGCCAUCUAUGCAAACCUUUGACAGUUGCCAACCCCAUUGCAGAUUGUUGAUAUUAUCAAAGAGAAUUUGAAGUAGAGGUGUAUUGUAAAAGAAAACUUUGUAGCAACGUAAAUUUACUGCCAUCUUUCGACACAUAUUUAAAAGUUUUAGAACGCCAUUUGACUUUGAUCCUUAUUCUUUCACUGAUAUGUGUUCAAUUUGUUAAAUAUCAAAAAGUGGCGCCAUCUUACCGGGCACUUUAGGUUAUGGCGCCAUCGCUCGAAACGAUGCUACUGUAUCUUUGGCCUUUGAUCUAUUAUAUAGAUGGCGCCACUUUUUGAUAUUUAACAAAUUGAACACAUAUCAGUGACAGAAUAAGGAUCAAAGUCAAAUGGCGUUCUAAAAGUUUAAAUUAUAUGUCGAAAGAUGGCAGUAAAUUUACUGUGGCUACAAAGUUUUCUUUGACAAUACACCUCUAAUUCCAAUUCUUUUUGAUAUUAUUUAUAAGUAAAUAUUUGCCGAGUGUCAAGAUCAUUAGAUAGUGAAGCGAGUCGCUUCUUAUCUUAUUAUGAGGUCGGAAAUGGAAUGGUGAACGGUGCUUAUGCUUAUAAUUAAAUUGAAUAUAAAUUUAUACCUACAGUUUUUAUAAAAAUGAGGUUCGAUAAAAUAUUGUAUUCGUCAAAAAGUGCAGUUCCUGACACAGUGUAUUCGACGUUCUCCUACUUCUUAAACACACGGACCGGCGAUGGCGGCGGCGACGGCACGCUGGACAUGGGCAGUCGCUCCUCUCUCCACACAGGACUGCAUAUGUCCGAGGACGAGCAUUGGGAGAUGAAUUAUCAUGAGGCCGCCAUUUAUUUGGAGGAAGGCCUGAACAAUGAGAAGUUCGACUCCCACCCGUCCAGCCCUGAGGAACUGCCUGCAUAUCUACGAGUCCACAACCCUUGGUAUCACGGACUUGACUUGCUGGCUUCCCUGGUGUUAAUACUGCUUGCGUUCACGGAGGAUCCUGCGGUACCAGCUUUUGAGUUACCUGUAUGGGCCCACGGCACGAUAGAACUGUUGGCGCUGAUGGUGAUUGGCGUGGAACUUCACCUGAAGUUGAAGUGGAUUGGCUGGAGUACUAUUCUGAAACACAAGAGGACCAUGAUCAAGGGCGUGACCCUACUAAUAAUGGUCCUUGAAGCGGUAGUAGUGCUGUGCAGACAAUCCUCUCACUUCCGAGUGACCAGAGCCUUGCGGCCAAUAUUUCUAGUUGACACAAGACAUUGUGGAGGCGUUCGCAGAUUCAUAAGACAGAUCCUGCAAAGUUUGCCGCCUAUUUUAGACAUGUUAGGGCUCCUAAUGUUUUUCGUGGCCACGUACUCUCUGCUGGGCUACUACUUGUUCUCAGAACACCUCGACAAUGGUCACUUCUCUACCAUCAGUGACUCGUUCGUCAGCAUGUUUGUGUUGCUCACCACCGCCAAUUUCCCGGACGUGAUGAUGCCGUCGUACGCCAAGUCCAAGUGGUACGCGGUGUUCUUCAUCCUCUACAUCAUCACUGUGCUCUACGUGCUUAUGAAUUUGAUGUUAGCCGUAGUAUACGAGACCUUCACCCGCAUAGAGCGCGAGAAAUGUCGCGCUUUGCUACUACACCGUCGUCGCGCCGCGCGACACGCGUUCCGUCUGCUCGUGUCGCGCCGCGCGCCGGACGCCGUGCGGCUGCGACAUUUCGCCGGACUCAUGCGACACUACGCGCCGCACUACAGCGGGCUGGAUGUGUACCUAAUGUUUAAGCAGCUAAAUCAGUCCGGGACCGGAGGUCUCUCCCGCUCCGAGUUCGCUAAUCUAUAUGAGGUGUUCGCGCUCCGCUGGGCGCCGCAGUCGGCGCGCGCGCCGUGGUACGCGGAGUCGUGGCUGGAGCCCGGCGCGCGGGCCGCCAGCCAACUCGUCCACAAGCCUUACUUCGAGUACAUUAUCUACGCGCUUAUAGUAGCCAACGGCGUAGCAAUGGUGCUACGCGUGUUGGAAGCCGGGGCGGGCGCCGACCCCGCCCUGCCCGGCUUGCAGCACAGCGCGCGGCUACUCUGUGCCUCCUGGGACACCUGGCUUUUCCUUUCGCUAUUCUUAAUAGAAGCAGCCCUCCGUAUGAUGGCUUCCGGCGUGGCGGCGUACCUCGAGAGCGGAUGGAACGUUUUCGAUCUCACCGUGACCUUGCUAGCUCUUAUGGGGGCUGUCAUGCUCACUAUAGCGCCCAAACUGUAUAUUGUCGUCAUAUUCAGACCAUUAAGGCUAAUGCGUCUCUACAAGCUAAAGAAGCGGUACCGCGACGUAUUCGGCACACUCGUGUUACUAUCGCCUCUCAUGUCCUCAGCUGGCUGCGUGAUGCUCGUCAUGUAUUAUUUCUUCGCUAUCGUCGGUAUGGAGCUCUUCGCUGGAUUGGACUUGAGGAACUGCUGCGUAAAUACAACAGUAGAAGACUUUUACAAAUACUCAGAGAACAGUUCAACAGCUCUCGGCUACUACUACCUAAACAACUUCGAGAAUCUCAUCACGAGUGGCGUGUCUCUGUUCGAGCUUACCGUCGUCAACAACUGGUUCAUACUUAUGAAUGCGUACGCGACCGUCGCGGGGCAGUUUAGCAGGAUUUAUUUCAUGGUGUUCUACCUGUUCACGAUGGUUGUGCUGACCAUCGUGGUGGCCAGCGUGCUGGAGGCUUUCCGGUUCCGCAUACAAUACAAGCGCUCCACUACCAAGAGGGACGAGGAGAAGCUGCUGCACGAGGAGGUGCACACGAGCUGGGAGGAGGCGGCGCGGCUCGGCGCCGGCGGCGCGCUGGCCGACGCGCUGCGCCCCUUCCUGCCCGCCGGGACGGAGGUGACAUUCAUCGGGUCUCGGCCUCGCACGAAAGAGGUGCUGCAACGACGCAUGUACCACCAAGAUAUCCAGAAGUGGCUCGCAGACGAGGACGAUAACGAAGUCCCACCCUCAACAACUCUGACCUCAAACGACCCCCUGGCCCCGCCGCUCAUCCAGCAACCAGAAGCGGAGACCAACCACCAGCUCCGGCCCGGCUACCAGUUGUAGAACCUACUCAUCUACGUCCUGUACUAUAGGCUAGAGGCGCUGUGGGGUGUGGUGCGCGCCUUAUGAUCCGGCGUGGCGCGGUGGCUGAAUGCUAUGUUCCGGUGCCAUUUGUAAAAAAAAAUUGUCUAUGAUUUUAAGGGCUAUCGCAGACACAUGUGAAAUUCUGCUUAAGCGGCAAAACAAGCAAGGUUUGUCUAUGGGUUUAAGGGCUAUCACAGACACAUGUGAUUUUUUAUUGUUUGCCGUCGCACGCGUCACAUCCUCGACAAAGUAAACCUUUUUGUGGAAUGCCCCUCGGAAUGUCUAGUUUUGAAAAAUCUGGAUAGGAUUUUUUCUAGACUGGGACUAGAAAAAAAAGGGAGGGGUAUCGUCACAGAAAAUUUGAAAUUCGCGCCUUUUUCUACUGACAAACUUGUAUGACUGGCUAUAGUAUGAAUAAAUUGUGAUCUGAUAGUCUGUAGAGCCCGUCUAAGCUUCCGUCAUAUUUAUCGUCACUGCAAAGUCUGAACAGUGUGAACUUGUUUCAACUCUAGUCUCCGAAAUCUGUCAGACAGGUUUUCAAGAUAAUAAUUAAAAUGUAUCUGUGCUGUGGUGACUCUUAAGCUUAUUUUCGAUUGACAUGCAUUUGAAAAUACAGGAUUAAAUACCACAUUCAUAAAAUAAAUGCCUGUACCAAAUUUAUAAAAUCUGACUCGCCUGUUCAGCAUGUUGUUUAGUUAUGGCGACGAUUCCACAAAUUUGUCUGACCAAAAGCAGGUUCUUUCUUGAAUCCAUUACCUUGUCGUCCAUAUUACCUAAUUACAAUAGCCAUAUUGAUAAUAGUACAUUACGAUACAAGUGCGAAAAUAGGAAAUUCGAAACGAGUGGCGAUCUAUUAAAACACGACCGAAGGGAGUGUUUUAAAUCGACAUGAGUUGCGAAUUACCUAUUCGCACAUGUAUCGUACAACGACGUUUUACAGUACAUAUGGCCCUUUAAAUGUUCGACACAGUAACGUAAUAUGCUAAUUUUCGCACUAGUGCGGUAAAGUAGCACCAUAUGUACUGUAAAUGUGUUUUUGACCUGGCCUGAUCAAUUUUAAAUUUUAUAUUUACACGGUAUACUAUAAACUAACAUUUGCAUGCCAUCGCCGUCGAAUAAUAUACGUUUGAAAAAGACGGGGUCAUUGACUUGAUAUGUCUUAUGCUGGAGUUGAUAACAAGUGACUUGCUGUAAAAUAAUUAAUUUAUUUUAAAAUAAAAGGUGAAUCUUGGAGAAUUUAACAACUGGAGUCGUUUUUAAGAGCGUACCCCUCUAUCGAAAACCUCGGCCAUUACAGACAAGGUGUCUCCAGUUAUUAAAUCUGCCAAGAGCUGAAUGGAUGUAUAAUGAUGAAAUAAUAAUAACAAAAUAUGUGUAACAUCUGUGAUAGAAAUAAUUCAAAGCGAGAUUUUUUAUUUUUCAGUUGAAAUUUUUGAGGUUGUUUAUUUUAUUAUAAUUUUAAUUAAAUUAGACUUGAGCCAGUAAGAACAAAAUGAGAUUUUUAUAGUGGGUUGUGUCAAACCGUUGUGUGCUUACAUUUAACAUUACCCAACGUUUUUUAUGCGUCAGAUACUCCCCAUAAUUUAUUUAUGUGUCUUCACUGGUGGGCAAGCCGUCAAUUUCUACACCAUUCAAAUAUUUUUAAUUUAUAACCUAUAAGAUAAAAAACUUUUAGGUUAUAAAUUAUUUUCUUAUAGGGAGCGUGCAUGAACUGUAGGAGGCAGCACAGGAGCCGUCAGAUUUUUGGCGCGAGGCGUAAAUGUGAUGUUUAUUGUUCCGAUGUAGCCCACAAGAUGGCGGAACCUACUAUGCACAAGACAACACGACGUGUAAAUGUGCAUGUUUAUGGUUCCGAUUCAGGCCACAAGAUGGCAGACGCUUCAACGCGCACGGUCCCUAUACCGGUCCUGAAUUUGACACAACCCACACUUUAUUUGGUUGUUAUUAAAACCAAAGCUUGAUUUUAUUAAGUUAUAAAAGUAUUUUGAAAGGCAGCUGAUUCUAAUAAAGGAUUACGAGUAUUAAAUAUAUAUGAUAGUGAUUAUUAGAGAUUGCCUUCAUAGAGAUUAAAAUUGAAUUAAAGUAACAUUAACUGUAGAGAGAGUUAUCAUGUUCGCGCUGAAAUUAUUAGCUAAUGAUAUUAUUGAUUUCUUAUGAAUUUACAAUAAAAAUAACAUUUUUUAAAUAGAUGUUUACUAAAUGCAUAGUAUGAAUGUAGCAACAGUUUUGGCAGCAAAAAGAAAUACAUACCAUUCUCGUUUGUCUUAUUUGGUUUGUCUAUGGUAGAAUAUAAAUUGCAUAAUAUUUUUUUAAUAAUUGAUUUAAGUAAAUCUUAACGAUUACAUUAUUAUUCUAAAUAUCAGCCUUAUCCAAUGACCAUCCUAAACGAGAAUAGUUUAAUUUGAAUUUGAUAGAUGGUAGUGCAUAGUCAUUCUUGUGAUAAGCGUGGACCAUAUAGAGUAUUAUAUAUUUUAUUACGAUUUAAGUUUUAUUUGUUUGACGGAAGGAUAUUUCUUAAUAUAAUUUAUUGUGCUUAAAUCAAGGCUCGAAAACCGGUUAAAUUUCCAAACCUAGUACAUGAUAAUUGAUUACGUACUUAGCGCAAAACCUUUUAAUUUCGGUUUCUUUUGUAAAACCGUUACUUUUAAACCGGUUUUUGGAGAAUAUUUCCACAAAGUUCUUGUCAGAUAAACCGAUUUAGAACAACAUAAACCGGUUUCUUCCUAUGUGGGUGUCUUUGUUUACGCGGCACACCACUGAGCCGGACGGUCGUGUUGUCGCUCGUCGAAUAAACCGGUAUAUUUAGGAUACAAUAAAGCUCUUAAAACGUGUGCGUCCUUAUGAAAUUUCGGAGUAAAACAAAUAAAAACGUUAAUUACCGCUGUUUUUAAAACCGGUUCCGAGCUUUGGCUUAAACAUUAUACUUACUUAUCUUCAGUAUUAUAUGUGUUAAUCAUGUAAAUAAGUUGAUGUGUCUGAAUCAAAGUAACUUUGUUUAACCAUAUUAUUUGUAUUAAAUAUUUCCUAUUAUUUUUGUAAAUCAAUUUUAUGUUAAGCUUGAUUAGUAGUAUAUGAUCAUGCGCCAUAUUGCGGAAUUUCAUUGAAACUACAUUUUUCAUACUUGACUGAACUUAUACACAAAGAGAAUUUGAAAAAGAGGUGGAUUGUCAAAGAAAACUUUGUAACCACAGUAAAUUUACUGCUAUCUUUCAACACAUGAUUAAAACUUAGAACGUCAGUUGAUUUUUAUCCUUAUCCUUUCACUGAUAUGUGUUUAAUUUGUUAAAUACCAAAAAGUGGCGCCAUCUAAUAGGUAAAUGGCCAAAGGUAUGGCGGCAUCGUUUCUAGCGAUGGCGCCACAACCCUUGGGUUAUGCCCGGAAAUAUGGCGCCACUUUUUAUAUUUAACAAAUUUAACACAUAUCAGUGAAAGAAUGAGGAUCAAAGUCAAAUGGCGUUCUAAAAGUUUUAAUCAUGUGUCUAAAGAUGGCAGUAAAUUUACUGUAGUUACAAAGUUUUCAUUGAAAUUUCUCUAUUUCAAAUUCUCUUUGCUAUACAUGAGAAUAACAGCGCCCUCUUGACAAUGAUCGUAUAUUUCUGGUCGGGGUUUAAGAGCCAAGGGCUUGUCACCGUGGAUUAUUAAUAAUUACAGUCAUUCUGAGUCAGCAGGAUAAUGUGGCGAAUUCUAAGGACUCAUAAAUGUAUAGCUAUAUUCACAUAUGAUUUUAUGAUAAAUUCGUCAAAAACGUCAUGUGCAAACAUAAAAAUGUCAAAGUAAAAGUAAGUGAAUAGGGUUGUUUCCAUCUACAAAUCUUAGGGCAGAAUUGUAUCCCAAUAAAUUCUUUUGGAUUAUAAGAACAUGUUAAACUACUUUUAGGGGACCUGUAAUGACCAUAUUUUUGUAAAUAUUGAAUUUAAAAUAUCUUUUGGCACACGUCACGUGACUAAACUCGAAACGUCAUUGAAGAUUCUGAUGACGUCACAACUCUCGGAUUGACACUGUUGACAGUUAGGCGAUAAACAAAUGACAAAUGUCAGUUGACAGUUCGUAUCUUCUACGUGUGUAUGUAGUUAUGCAAACCGUAAACUGUGACGUCACACAACUUUCAAAGAGCGUUUUGGGCGCGAAAGCAUCUGUCAAAAUAUAUUUUGUUAAUUUAACAUAUUUAAAGCCGUUUUUAGUAUAAAAGUUGAAUUUUAGGGCAACUUUUAGUUAAUGUAGAACGUAAUACAAGCUUUUCAAAAAAUUGGAAACAACCCUAUUAGUAUGCAUUCGGUGAUAAAACAGAAAUAGAAACCUUUACUUACUUAUAUUACUUACACUUACAGAGCAGCUUAAGACAUCAUCUAACGAAUAUCAUUCCGCCAUUUAAUUGACUAAGAGUGAAGGGGAAGGAAGUUCUUAAUAACGUAGGACUUCAAAUAAAUAUACAGGGUUAUUUUAAAACUAUAUUCAAUACUACUCUCCGGAAAAUCUUUUGUUUUCCACAGAUGUCCAUUUUGUAAACUUUGUAAGCUAUCCUGUACCAAAGGCAUUACUAACUUAUUCAUUACAGUCAUUACUAGUUUAAUAAUGUAAUAUAUAUUAUUUGUAUUGUAAUCGUAAGCGGAAGGCCUGACUCCCAAGCCCGUAAGAAAUUCGUCUCUCUGCCACGUGCGGUUUUUACACCACUUAGGUACCCAUAAGGAUCUUUACCAUUUCGGUAAUAAACAAACAUACGGCCCGCCUGAUGGUAAGCGGUCACCAUAGUCUAUAAAAAUUAAAUUAUCAUUUAUUUCGACCAUCUGGGAUCAUACAACAAACAAACAAACAUAAUACAUUACAAUAAAUUAAAUAAAUAAAUAAGUUAAUUAAUAAAAUUUAACAAUAUUCCGAUUACAUUAAAAUUAAAUAACCAUGUUAGUGUGUGUAUGUGUCUAUGAACUACAAGGGUUUACUUGCGCGUGGAACCUUUGAAAACGUGUACUUUUCUAAGAUCUUUCUCAGUUCCUCGAGACAACUUCCGCUGGGAACUCAUUCUGCAGCCAGAGACGGUCAUACAUGCUAGAACGAGAUGGUUUACGUGCUGUAAAAUAUGCCUUGAAGAGUCUGGUAUAAAUAUUAUAGAAACGGUGCUUUCGCUUGAACGAUAACAAUUAUAAGUAAAGCGCUAGGGUUACGGUAGGCGAAUGUGUAGUAGUCAAAAUGAUCAAUUAAGUAUGUCUUAGUAAUUUUUGAUCACAGUGUAGAUGUCACUCUGUAUGUUUUUUUUUAUUAGUGACCCUUUGAAAAGUAAUCGGUGUCAAAACAGAGUUGAAUAUGAUUGUACUAAAAUAAGCGCCUUUUAAAUAUUUUCAUGUAGUUACAAAAGUAUUAAACCUUUUCAACGCCAAAGACCACUAAAACGGUCAUCGUCUGUCGUGCCCGCGACGCCAAUGACCAUUAAAAAGGCUAUGGCGGACGUUGUCAAAGCGACUUUCCUACUGUCAGUUAAGCUUCAUAUUCGCUCUUCACCAGUUAACUUUUUGGCGUCCAUGGCAUUUCUUGACACGUGUGGAAAAGCGUUCAAAAGGUUAACUAUUUCCUCUCAUCAUUCCCAGUAAUUAAGUUUUUGUGAUAAUUUAAAAAAAAAAAUUGUAAUUUUUUUUUAUCUUUAAUACUUACUCUUUUAUAAGUUUUUUGAAAAGUCAGUCAGCAAGAAGUUCAUAGAUUAAAAUUAUAAUGUCGAUUUAAUGAAUUACAUGCCUUAUGUGGAUAAAAAUAAGGCACAAUUUGAUAUGUAGUCUAAGUAACAUUUUAUACUCUGUAUUUUUAGGUUUCUAAAAACAAAAUCUACCCUCAAAUGGCUCCUUAAGCCAGAUGAGGGCAGAUGAAAACAUUACAUGAUCAAAUAAUGUACGUUAAAGUCAGGUCGUUCAGUCACAGAUCCAGGCGGUUUUGUAUUUGGUUGGUUAACCAAUAAAUGUUGUAACUAGAAAUUGUUUGUUUACUUUUAAUUAAAUACCUAAAGAUACAGAGUAUAGUUACAUAAGUAUCUGUUUUUCUUGCGGAAUGUAUUAAUGGUUUCUAUGUGAUGUCUUCCACUUGUCCUCUUGUCUAUGGUUUGGUUCAAAAUGUGUACACUUUUGUGGGAUGAAGUCCAUUUGACAUUACCAUUAUAUUAGGUCAUUACCUAUGAAAUUGGCGUUUUGUAUGGAGAACUUUAACGAAAUUCGAUUUUUUAUACAAUGAAUUUUGCGUAUUAUUUUGUGAUGGCAUUAUCAAACCAAACAAAUUGCCAGUAAUCUUGAGACAUUUUUAAGGCACAUUUUCUAUCUCAUUUUUUUUUUUUAAAUCUGUCUCGUCAAAAAAAUAUAAGUCAUUUAAAUACUCGAGCCGGCAGCACAUGAAAAGAGCUGUUUUCAGGGCGGUAUUCUGAAUACAUAAAACAGUAAAAGUAGCAAAUAAUUGUAUCGUUGUAAUUGUAUUGUAUCGUUGUUAUGUAGCGCACUAAUGAAAUUAAAAAAUACUUCGAAGUUACUAUUAAAAUAAAGACUAAUACUUAUUAACAAAAACACCAAUUUCAUAGGUAAUGUACCCAAUAUUUGUAACUUUAUAAUUUGGUGCCACCAGAGAUAUUCACUCUUUCGUAUUAUCAUGUUAGUCACUAGUAUGGAAGGUACAGGCAAGGAACAGAAUCUCCAUAGGCAGAACUGUUGCAAGUGUCCAGCUGUCAGCUAUAAAUAAUAGUUCCAAAUCUCUCCAGAGUAGCGCUAGAGUAACUAAGAACCUAGGCGUUAUUGAAGGAGUGAAGUGCGCUGUCUAUGAUUAGAUUUUUUUUCUCAAGUAUUCUAGGUAUUGUAGCGCCACCUAUUUAUGAUUUUUUGUCGGACACUUUUUGGUAUAUGGUCCAUAGUCACUAGGUUAGAUUUGGCAAAUCUGCGCGUUAUCGUGGAUGACACAACUACUUAUGGUGGUGUAAAUUCUAAAAAAAUACGGAAUCCUAAACACAUUCACUGCCGGGAACCCACCUGGUGGGCGCUCGUGAACUUUGUUCAGAUGCCGGAAAACCCGCUGGGCGGGUUGUUUUGUACGCAGCUAUAGUUUUUUGUCUGGCAGUGAAUGUGUAAAAUGUGCCUGCCUUUUUAUUGUUCUUGCAUAUUGAAGUAAAAAGGCUAAGAGACGAACAGACUAAAUUGUCAAACAUUAAUACCAUCCUUCUCCUUUUCCAAAUAAAAUCACGUCGGUGGCAUACAAGUAUACAGAUCGGCUGAUGAAGUAGUUAUCGUAGCCGAUGGUUGACAAUAUUAUUACACCCCCUUUCAUAAUUUGAAUACUUCAGUAAGGUUCAAUCUGGACUAUUCAUCAAACGAAAGUGUGCUCUAUUCCUACACAGUAGGGUCGAAUAUCUGUAUACGCGAAGAUUACGCAUUGAAUGUCAGUAUUAGAAUGAAUUUCAUCGAUUAAUUUAUUAAAUGUCACGUUGUUGAGACGCAAAAUAAUUGUAAAUGAUGUGUUGAUAUUUAUAAAUAAAAUGCACUUUUAGAUAA
Messenger RNA from Cydia pomonella (codling moth), 10747 nucleotides. Its product is annotated as two pore channel protein 1-like. Gene Ontology annotation, biological process: transmembrane transport; monoatomic ion transport. Gene Ontology annotation, molecular function: monoatomic ion channel activity; voltage-gated channel activity. NCBI's taxonomy places the organism in Eukaryota, Metazoa, Arthropoda, Insecta, Lepidoptera, Tortricidae. The transcript has 18 exons. Gene Ontology annotation, cellular component: lysosomal membrane; endosome membrane. The coding region runs from base 801 to 3218 and encodes 805 amino acids. The record is from RefSeq and is a predicted model, not a curated record.